Chilo suppressalis (striped riceborer) is the source of this 2409-nucleotide messenger RNA. The record is from the annotation of a GenBank genome assembly. NCBI's taxonomy places the organism in Eukaryota, Metazoa, Arthropoda, Insecta, Lepidoptera, Crambidae.
GGCAGAGUUUUAAAAAAGCAUACCAGUUAUGUAUAUUUAUUAUGUAGUUUAAUACGACUAAAACAUACUUUUGUAUAAUUUGUUUGUGGAAUAUUUGGAAUAUUGGGCAUAUAAAAUACUGUAACUUUGGGUUCUAUUCAAUGAAAGUAUGAUUUUGGAAAUAUAUAAGCGGUAUAUUGGCGGCGUUUUACAAGAAUGUAUAUCAUUUAAUUGAGCAUAAACACAGAGUAAUGAACCACAGAAUAGACAAUUAUAGAAUCAUAGGUAACCGCAGUUCACAAGUAAGUUUUAAACACGUUUAUAAAACAAGUAUUUCAAUGAAAUCGUAAUAAUCACAUUAACUUAGUACAUGGUUAAAAGUUAGAACCUAAUACCACAACUAUGCUUAUGGUUUAAUCUUAGAAUUAUGAUCACAGGUAUGCUGCGUACCUGUGAUCAAAAUACUGAUACAACCAUAGACAUAUUAUACGACUAGUCUCUUGAAAUUACAAAUUGUAAAUAUUUUCGCAUCACUAAAAAUGACGUAUGAUGUCGAAUUUAUCCACCCACACUUUCUUGAUUGAAUUUUGAUAAGAAAAAUAAAUAAGUUGUAUCAAUUCUGCGCCCGUGUUGAUAUCAUUUUUACUGUGUGAUAACUCUGUUUAAGUAAUCACAUUAUGUGUGUAACUCAGUUAUCGUUUGUAGAGAAACAUCGAUCUGUUUUGUUUAGACGACGGGCGUGAACAACUGAACGUGCGGAACAGUUAUAUUGUUUAGUAAUAAUUAAUUCAUAGUUACGUGUGGGCGUUCGAAGUGGUUGUCGGAAGCGGCUGUGCGUGAUGUUACUGUUCGGCAGGUAGUUGGUGGAGUAGAUAAACAUGUCUCUACAAAAGAGUGUUAAAAGUUCGGGAGGAGAUAGGUCGGACCAAGCAGACACAACCUCAAUAUGUUCAUCAGUGACCACACAACCGGACAGGCAUGGCUUCUUCGGUGGUGCUCAAUACAGUCCAGAACCAAAGCGAACGGUGUCGCCGAGUACGAUUCUGAAGCGUGAGCAGAAAUGGUUGCGCAUGCUCAACAACUGGGAGGCGUUCAUGAGCAAGAACUACAAGAAGGUGCGCGAGCGGUGUCGGAAAGGAAUACCAGCGUCAGUGCGUCCGAAAGCAUGGCUAUACCUCUGCGGGGGCCAACUCCUGCUGGAGAAGCACCCCAAUGAAUACGAGGAGUUGCUGCAAGCGCCUGGAGACCCCAAGUGCAUGGACGACAUCAGGAAGGACCUGCACCGCCAGUUCCCCUACCACGAGAUGUUCAUCAGGGAGGAGGGAGUUGGUCAACAGGAGUUGUUCUCGGUCCUGAAAGCGUACUCGGUGCUCAACCCCAAGGUGGGGUACUUCCAGGCGCAGGCGCCGGUGGCGGCGUUCCUAUUGAUGCAUAUGCCCGCCGUGCAGGCCUUCUGGUGCCUGGUCAGCAUCAGUGACAAGUACCUGAGCGGGUACUACAACCCUGGACUGGAGGUCCUCCAACGUGACGGCGACAUCCUACACGCGUUGCUCCGUCGCACCGCGCCCGCAGUCCACCGACACCUCAGCAAACACAAAGUGGAGCCCGUGCUGUACGCCACCGAGUGGUUCCUGUGUGCGCUGACCAGGACCCUGCCCUGGGACAGUCUGCUGCGCGUGUGGGACUGCUUCCUGUGCGAGGGCGUCAAGGUACUCUUCAAGGCGGCGUUGGUGAUAUUAGCGGGCGCGCUAGGUCCAGCGAAGGUCCGUAAGCGCGCGAGCGGAUUAUGCGAAACUUUAGAGGUAUUACGGCACCCGCCCGAAGGCGUAUUAGGUGAAGAGUACCUCAUGUACCACAUGCAGCGGCUCAACCUCACGGAGGAGGACUUUGAGUUCGAGCACCAGCGGCAGACCGCGCGCCGGCGGGCCAUGCCUAACCGGAGUGGCAGCUGAUUCAGUGACUGCUCGUACAAGCGUUAUUCGAAGAAUAGCGCGCGGGACAUAUUCCACACCCUAUGAGUACGUGCAAUAAAUGACUGUUUCAAGCUAAUGUGUACCUAAAGUGAUAUGUGAUACGGACGCGAACCGCGUGACCGAACGACCAAUACGACUGACGAGUGUUAGCUAGAUUAGUUAAGUGUGGAAGCGAAUCUACUCUGUUGUCCGAUAGAUAAAAAAAUAUCAAAAAAAUGCCUUUAUUUUCCUUUUAAAAUGGGAAGAAAGUUGAUUUUAAAUGUUCUUUUUGUAAAAUUAUCACAAUGAAAAUCUUACAAUUUUAUUGAAAAUUUGUUUUUUUUUUGUUUAAAGAAAAAUCUACUAGAAAUAAAUCUUUAAGGGGCCCAUAUACGGAACGAUUGAUCUGUACGAUCCGUCGUUUCAGACCAAUCGAAACGAUGGAUCGACAGUGUAUGUCAAGAUCGUUAACGAUUUA